Molecule: messenger RNA, 747 nt
Organism: Rotaria sp. Silwood1
Lineage: Eukaryota; Metazoa; Rotifera; Eurotatoria; Philodinida; Philodinidae
Source: the annotation of a GenBank genome assembly
AUGAAUAACGAUGAUGAUAGUCUUCAACCAGUUAAAUAUUUAGGUAAAGUACGUUCAUUAUAUGCUUAUGGAAUGGGUGUAGCUAUUGAACCUGUACGUACUGUUUGGAAUCGAUCAAAAAAAGGUUCACGUUAUAAUCGUUGUGCAAUAUCAAUACAUCCAUUUGGUUUGUCGAUUUAUGAAGAAAUAUCUAGUGGAACAUAUAAAAAUGUUUGGUCAGAUGCUAUUGAAGAUAUAUCAUAUUGUGUUGCUGAACCAUUACAUCGUCGUAUAUUUGCAUGGAUAGCACGAUCACCACAUACAAAUGAACUUGAAUGUCAUGUUAUAUUAUGUAAAACAAGUAAACGUGCACGUAUACUUGCUGAAUUAUUAGCUAAAUCAUUUCAUGAUUCAUAUCGUUAUCGACAAGAACAACAACAACAACGAAUAAAUGAAACAUCAUCAUUAUCUGCUCGUUGUUCUGUAUGUGAUACAAUUGCUCGACAACAACAAAAUAAUCGAAUACGUCCAUCUCUAUUUCGAAGUCAUUCACAUGAUCAUAAUUAUAAUGAUGAUUUGGAACAAAAUCAACAACAAAUUAAUAAUGAUUAUGAACGAAUGUCAUUUAAUGCAGCAACAAUUGCACGAGCAUUUGUAAGAAAUUAUGACGGAAGUUCAAUGAAUAGCAGUAGUCGUCGAAGUAUUGAUAAUGAUACAACAUUAGCUGAUGAAGAAUCAAUUAAACCAGUUGAAUAUUAUCGAGGAUAG